CCCUCCCCGCGGGGCUCCAGCUGAGCUCGCAGCCGGGCCUGGGGACUCGGGAUCCCGCUGCUGCCGGGGCCGCAGGAUGGGGCGCGUCCUCGGGGGCCUGCGCUGCAUCAAGUACAUGCUGCUCGCCUUCAACCUGCUUUUCUGGUUGGCAGGCUCUGCAGUCAUCGUUUUUGGCCUGUGGCUUCGCUUUGGAGGCAUCGUCAAGGAUCUAUCUUCAGAGGGCAAAACCCCUGAGUAUUUCUAUAUGGGGCUGUAUGUGCUUGUUGGAGCAGGUGCCCUGAUGAUGACUGUGGGAUUCUUCGGAUGCUGUGGAGCUGUGCGAGAGUCUCAGUGUCUGCUCGGAUCAUUUUUCACCUGCCUGCUGGUGAUCUUUGCUGCAGAGGUAACCACUGGAGUAUUUGCAUUUAUAGGCAGAGGAAUGGCUAUCCGAGAAGUUCAGACCAUGUACGAAGAAGCAUAUAACGGUUACCUUAAAGAUAAAAUGAACAAAACUCUGAUCACCUUCCACUCCUCAUUUCUAUGCUGUGGAAAAGAAAGCCCCGAUCAGGUCCAAUCUACAUGCCCAAAGGAGCUCCUAGGACACAAAAACUGUAUAGACGAGAUUGAGAACGUGAUCAGUGCUAAACUCCAGCUCAUUGGGAUCGUCGGGAUUGGAAUAGCUGGCGUCACGAUCUUUGGCAUGAUAUUCAGCAUGGUACUCUGCUGCGUGAUCCGUAAUUCAAGAGAUGUAAUAUAAAACUCCACCUGCAUGAUAUCGAAAACCCAGGACUUUAUGACUAAAUGUCACAAGAGCCAUCGUCUUACUCAGCUGUUAAAGUGGAAAGGCAUUAAGGUCUCAAAUGAUUUGGUUCCCAGUGUACAUCUGCACAUGUAUGUGAGUGUGGUACAUAGUCUUCCUGCCAUGUGGGCAAGUGAUUGUGUCCUAGUGUCGUCAGACCUGUGUGCAGCUGCACAACGUCUGGUGUGUGCAAGGCAUGCUGAAAGCCCUUCGGUGUGGAUUCCUAUUUCUCUCUGUGAUCACAUGGGGCAGGGGGUAAUAGGCAGUUAAAAACAACCACCAGCACAACCAAAAGGCUUUGAUUCACUUUUAGAUGGGAAUGUUCAAGCCGGGGAAAGCAAUUGAGCUUCUAAAAAGCAAAUACCAGCAGUAAGGGCCCAGGGAUUCCCAGGGAGAGAAUAUUGAAAUCUGGUGACGAUCAGGACCUCACAGAGUUUGUGGGAAUUCAUUGGUACCAUGGAUGUGUAAUCUCAUGAAUGAUCCCAAGAGGUAAUGGACCAGAAUCUUCGAGCCCAAAGUAAUGGCAAAACUAAAAUGAACAAAGACAGCUUAAUUUGAAUGUCGUUCUUUCUUAAAAUGUAUAUGUAUCUUUAUACACAUGCAUAUAGACAUCUGUAUAGACAUAUACAAUGUGUAUAGACAUUGUGUGUAUGUGUAUAUAAUGUAUAUAUGCAAUAUGUGUAUAUGAAAUAUAUAUAUUGACUGUUACAUACCAUGGGCGUAUACACAAUGUAUACAUGUAUAUAGACAUGUGUGUAGACACAUGUGUAUAUGCAAGGUAUAUAUACAUGAUGUAUAUGUGUGUAUAGACAUGUGUGUAUAGUGUGUACACACACAAUAUGACCCACCUUUUGAAAACAAAUGCCUGCCUCACAGACAAUCCUGUGCCCCUGCAAUGUUAAAUGUCCCUUCAGGUUGAAAGACACUCCCCUAGCUCUUUAAGCAAAGAUUUUUUGAAUACGUGUCAGUAGCCCUUUUCAUCCUCCUCUUUUUCUGCCUCUUCUUUGAGCUAUUGCAGCUGCCACGCCUUUGAAUGGGCUUUUCUCCCAAGCUCCCCCGCCCCCAUGUGUUUUGGGAUAUAAUAAGAACAGGAAGUAAAAGUCAGCACAUCUGCCCAUUGCAUGUUGUGGGUAAGAGAUUUGGUGUUUUAUCGGCACUGUACCUUUGAAAUACCUCAGGACUUGAGUUUACAUAUUUUUUCCUAAUUAUUUUUGUAUUCUUUUCUUAUUUAUUCACUUAGUAAAUUCUUCUUCGUGGGUCAAGAAAUGAAAAAGAUUUCUUCCCCCCCAAUUAAAAUAAAUAAAAAUGAAAGAUUAUAAACUCAUAUUCUCUCUUGAGCUUCCUUGCCCUAGAAAUGAGCACUUUCUCCUAAAAUAGAUGUUUAGAACAGGAACCUGCAAAACAGAAACACAAAAGUCUCUCUCUCUGCACCACUCCCCCGGGCCAGUUUGUUCAUCAGCAUUCGAACCCAAAGUCACAAUCACAAUUGCCUGCUUUUGGGGCUGAGUACAUUCACUAGAUGUAGAUGGAAAGAACCAACCAUAUUUUUCAAACCCUACAAAAAUGGAAGAAUAAGGGACUUCAGAAAGUAGCCACCUGGCUGAGAUAUACCUGUUCAAGCUCUUCAGUGUGCACACAAAGGAGGUAGAGUCCCAGGUUCCCCAACAUACUUGGCUGACAAGACUUGCCUCCUCUGAAUCCUCCGACUCCCUAUUACAGCCUAGUUAUUUUCUUCCAUCCACUGUCUCCCCCUUCCACACAUGUCUCUGCCACUGACAACUGCGGAAUCCACCUCUAAAGCAACCCGGGUUAUGAAGGUGAAUUAAGGUCUAGACUGGCGUGGUUAAUUCACUGUGUCCAACAGCUGAAGACAAACAUCUUCAUGUCCAUAAAAUCCAUUCAUUCUGUAACUGUCUUCGUUCCAAGAGUUGUGGAGUGAAAAAUCCAUGAGAAAAAUGUGGAUAACCAUUUCUACUUGGUUUUUGAGUCAUCGUAUAACCAGAGUCAGGAGGGGCUUAACCCAUAAGACCCAUCCACCCAGCAUGCUCUUCCAGCCAUGUUGUUCUGUGAGAAUAAUGUUCAUUUUGUACAUGAAAUCUCAGCCUUUCAAGAGAUGAUGAUUGUUCAGAGUACAAUAACAAGGAUCGUCAUAUUAGAGCGGUGCCAGUUUGGGCAUGUCCUAGGAUAAAUGCCUGUGCCAACAUGCUUGGGGUUUUUUUUUUAUUAUUUUUUUGGUUUGGGUUUUGGUUUUGGUUUUUUGCGGGGCAAUGGGGGUUAAGUGACUUGCCCAGGGUCACACAGAUAGUAAGUGUCAAGUGUCUGA
This is a messenger RNA of Dromiciops gliroides (monito del monte), 3101 nucleotides long. It is a transcript of the gene TSPAN2, whose product is annotated as tetraspanin 2. The transcript is spliced from 8 exons. NCBI's taxonomy places the organism in Eukaryota, Metazoa, Chordata, Mammalia, Microbiotheria, Microbiotheriidae. Gene Ontology annotation, cellular component: membrane. The record is from RefSeq and is a predicted model, not a curated record. Bases 77 to 736 code for a protein of 219 amino acids.